AUGGUCGGCAAAUAUCAACAAAACAAACCUAUGAAAUAUGCCGCCAUAGGCAUCGUCGCCGUCUCUUUAGGCGUGUUCUACAUUCUCUCCCUUGUCGGCUGCAUCUCCACGUCUCCCGGCAUUCCCGACCUGUACCUCGUCAAGCUCGAGGACGUCAAGACCAAUGCCUCCGUCCGCGUAGGAUACUUCGGUAUGAAUCACAACCCCUGUCUCUGGGACUCUCUCCCUCUCCCAAGACAGUUAAAAGCUAACGAAUCUCCAACAACAGGACUCUGCGCCGGCUUCAACAGCAACCUGACCUGCCAGCCCUCCUACAUGGCCGACAACCGCACCCUGACCGACCCGUUCGCCGACCGCUCCCUCAAGGACUUCCUGCUGCUCGGCCGCCAGAUCCAGGAGAAGAUCAUCGUCUUCGUGCCCCUCUUCGUCGGCGCCCUGCUGCUGCUCUCGUCCAUCCUGUCGCUCAUCAUCUGGGACAUGGUCGCCGACAAGGGCUCGCCGACGGCGCGCAACGCCCGCGCCGCCGUGUCCUACCUGACGAGCUACUCGGUCGCCGGGGCCGUGGGCGCCGCGGCCUCGGUGACCAUGGCCAGCCGCGCGCUGCAGUUUGCGGGCACGUCGCUCGGCGCGGGCGGGGACGGGGGUGACAUCCGGGCCACGGGCGGGAUGGCGCUGCAGGUGCUGCAGUGGCUUGCUGUUGUGUUUACGCUGGGGUGGCAUCUUGUUGUUACGGUGCUGUGGGGGUGUACGCAGUGA
This is a messenger RNA of Thyridium curvatum, 756 nucleotides long. RefSeq lists its product as uncharacterized. Bases 1 to 756 code for a protein of 251 amino acids. The record is from RefSeq and is a predicted model, not a curated record. Lineage: Eukaryota; Fungi; Ascomycota; Sordariomycetes; Thyridiales; Thyridiaceae. Gene Ontology annotation, cellular component: membrane. The transcript has 3 exons.